GUUCCGUGUCCCGUCCUGCUGCAUGUUUGGCUCCUCGCCCUCUUUUCCCGUGUCAACAAAAGUCGAGGGCAAAGGCGCCGUCGUCGGCAUGGACUAGAGGGCGGUCCGACUCCCCGGAGAAAGAGAAGGAGGAGGGGCCGCCCGCCAAAGCUGAAGGCUGCCUGCCUUCCUUCCUUCCUGCGCUCCUUCCGUCCAGCAUGCGCGCCGGCUCCGCUCUGGCUCCGCUCCUGCGGCGGCUCCUGCUGCCCAGCCGCUCCUCUUACGUCAGGACGCCGGCGCGCUUUGCUCUUCCUCCGCAGCUGGGCGCCGGUCGCUGGCAAAGCGGCCUCAUGGCGCACUACGGCACCGAGCAGCGCGGGAAGCUCCACGCGCCCGACUACCGACUGUACUUCAAGAAUUCAAAAGGAAAAUAUAUCUCUCCAUUCCAUGAUAUUCCUCUCUGUGUUGGCUCAAAUGAGGUUCAGGAGAUUCCUGCAAAAAAAUCAAGGACUACUGGAAAUGAGAUCAUCUUUAACAUGAUUGUGGAAGUGCCUCGUUGGACAAAUGCUAAAAUGGAGAUUGCCACGAAGGAGCCAUUGAAUCCCAUUAAGCAGGAUGUAAAGAAAGGCAAGCUGCGAUACGUGGCAAAUAUCUUUCCCCACAAGGGCUAUAUUUGGAAUUACGGGGCCUUCCCACAGACCUGGGAAGAUCCUAGCCUUAAAGAUGACGCUACUAAAUGCUGUGGCGAUAACGACCCCAUUGAUGUCUGUGAAAUUGGUUCUCAGGUUCGUGCAAUUGGUGAGGUUGUUCAGGUGAAGGUCCUUGGCAUUCUAGGCCUCAUUGAUGAAGGUGAGACUGAUUGGAAGAUCAUUGCAAUCAGUGUAGAUGACCCAGAAUCCCAGAAAAUCCAUGAUAUUGUUGAUGUCAGAAAAUUCAAACCAGGUUACCUUGAAGCUACACUCAACUGGUUCAGAUUAUAUAAAGUCCCAGAUGGAAAGCCAGAGAACCAGUUUGCUUUCGAUGGCACGUUCAAAGACAAGGCAUUUGCAUUAGAAAUUAUUAAAUCCACACAUGAAUGCUGGAAAGCUUUGGUUCACAAAAAGGCUGAUGGAGGAGCCAUAAAAUGCACCAAUCUCUCGGUGGGCACCAGCCCUUAUUGCUGUAACGAAGAGGAUAUCGAAGCAAUUGUGCAGUCGGCACCACCUCUUGUAGAAGAGUCCUUUGUUUCCAAAGAAGCUGAUCAGUGGCAUUUUCUUGGCCGGUGAUAACAAUCAAACUUGUCUGAAGUUAAGCUGUGAAAUCUUCCAAGUACUUCUUCCUUUGGCUCUUUGCCUUUCAGCCACACUUAUAUUCCCUCUCACACAUAUGCCUACUUGUGCAAAGAAAGUCGCCAGUGGCUGAACUCUAAAGAUGCAAGUUUUUGUGCACAUUACAGAUUUUCUAUCAUGUAAAUAAAACUGAUUUUAAGAAUUUCA
Molecule: messenger RNA, 1454 nt
Organism: Anolis sagrei ordinatus
Lineage: Eukaryota; Metazoa; Chordata; Lepidosauria; Squamata; Anolidae
Gene: PPA2
Product: inorganic pyrophosphatase 2
Biological process (GO): phosphate-containing compound metabolic process
Cellular component (GO): cytoplasm
Molecular function (GO): magnesium ion binding; inorganic diphosphate phosphatase activity
Source: RefSeq, a predicted model, not a curated record